Molecule: messenger RNA, 1328 nt
Organism: Sphaeroforma arctica JP610
Lineage: Eukaryota; Ichthyosporea; Ichthyophonida
Exons: 2
Source: RefSeq, a predicted model, not a curated record
CAGGAAACCCAAGACUUCAGUCGAGCCAUGGCGCUGUUUGUCACCGGCUACCUAUCCAACAACUUGUGCCUGUAUGAGCAACCCUCCCCAUCCGCACCCCCCAACAACAUCACACACGCCGAGACCUCUAUAUCCACAGCCCACAGAAGUCAGGCAGAGAAGCACGCCCAGCUACUGGGUGGCCUAAACAUGCUCACCAAACUGUGUUGGCUGCCCGACGAUACCGAUAGCACCACGCUGACGGUGGUGCUGGAGUUCUUUGCGCGGUUGCUCAGCGACGCGCUGCCGAACGACCGCAGUGAGUGUGGUCCCGAACAGCCCCGGCUGCAGAUCCACCGUGAGCUGUAUGCGGGUGCGGUAGGCGAGUUGCUGAGUGUGCUGGCCGAGUGUAUACCGGUGGACAAAGCGGGACAAACCGGGACAGCGCGGCCCGAGCUAAAAAUAGACGAGGCGGUCGACUGGAUCACGCACAGCUCGGCGGCUUGUAUCAGGGUGCUACAGCGUAUAGCGCAUAUGGAUGCAGAUAGAGACGGGGGCAGGCGUACCAGUGGGUGCGGCAGUGGCGGUAAGUCUACCCGGGGCUCCCUCACCAGCACGCAGACGCAUACGCUCGGCGUUGACGGGGAGAUUGGCGGAGACGACGCGGAGGUGAAGGACCGCAACUUCUACAUUGCGCGGGAUUUGGUGGGGAUGAUUGCCCACGCCUAUCCGGAUAUGGCGCAGGCUAUGUUAUUGGGCCAAUUGGGAGAAGUGGUCAAGGCCACCCCCACAGAUGCCAGCAUGACCUCUCUGCGGCGUGUGUGCCAGUGCAUCGAGUCCAUCGGUACAGAGGGUCAACCGCCUGUACCACACCAACAUCAACUGAUCAACUCAACCCUAGGCAUCCUGCACCCAUACACCAUCGGUCCCACUACCCCCACCCCCACCCAGCAAUACGAGACCCAGGUGCGGGUGGGAGGGAGUGGGGGGAGAGACGGGGAUAGGCUCAGGGAUACAGCUCAGCGUGCACGCGUGUUGGCGUACAGGUGUGUGUUUGUGGGGGUGGUCCUGGCCCAUGCCUCGACCAUCCAGAAGACCGCGGACACGGUUGCCAUGGUGAUGCGGAUGCUGUUCGAGUGGAUCUACGAAGCGUCUAGAAUGUUUGCGCCUGGCCAGGCUAGUAGUCGUGGUGGAGCCAACGGCUGGGCCGGGAGUGAGUGUUAUGCGUUGGAGAGAGAGUGCGCCGAGGUCUUGUGUGUGGGAUUUGAGAAGCUCUGCGGCUACGAAGGCGUACAGAAAGCGCUCACCGAACAGGACGGUGUACGUAGCCUCGUGGACGGUGCAGACAG